Molecule: messenger RNA, 22971 nt
Organism: Symbiodinium sp. CCMP2592
Lineage: Eukaryota; Dinophyceae; Suessiales; Symbiodiniaceae
Source: the annotation of a GenBank genome assembly
AUGACCUGUUGUAGGGAACUUUGGGUCGGCCGGCUCGUUUGCGCCGAGCUGUUGCAAGGCGUGCUGUAUCCGGAGAAACACCUCUCGCCGAUACUGUACUUGGCCGGGACCGCAGCGAGCACGCCUCUGGACACACGGCUCUAUGUGCUACAGGUCUGCAGCCAGGUGAUUCAUCCAGCGAUGACACCAGAGGAAGGCUUCCUACAGUUUCUGGACAACGUGUAUCGUCAUCGUAUUGAGCUGCCACGUCCGGCGGAUGAUGAGUUGCCACGUCCAUCUUUUGGCGAAGAACACAAGAAAGCCUGUUCGGUGACCUGCUUGAUGUCUGCAUUGCACAAGCAGCUCCCCCGAGUCUUCCAAGUUGCUUUGUUCAACUUGGCGGAGGCGAUCCUUGCGCGAGAUGCGGGGGAGUGCUCAGAUCUGAUCAAUGAGAACCAGUGGGCUGAUGGAGCGGUAGUGUUCCAGGAGCUCAAUCCUGGAAAGUUUGCCUUCUGGCGAGAGCUUCACUGGUUUCUCAUGUUCGGCCAUCCUGAGGUGCAGGAUGCAGCUGUAAGGGUCCUUCUCAUAUUGUUUUGGCAACAGAGUGUGCAGCUGGUCACGCUGAUCUGUCGGACGGAUGACUCGGGAGAUAGCCAGCUUUCAGGAAAUUACUGGCUGCUUGUUCCACUAUUGAGACUCCUGGGUCAUAACAACGAUGAAGUCGUAGCCGAUUUGCUGAAACUCUUUGCUCCUCUGGCCCGCAGCUACAGUUCUGGCGACGAAGACGAGGACUUCCAUGACCUGGAUGAGGCAAACGAGGACAGACUCAUCCGACUUGCCAGGUCGGUUGUUUCCGAAGCGAGUCGUUCGGAGAUCCUCAAGGAGGCCAUGGUCCAAGUGAGCCCAAGAUUCAUCGUCAGAGCCAUGGAUUGGCCCUGCGACGUUCGAGAUUUCGUGCUCGACGUUGUGCUAACGCGCUCAGUCAUGCAGGAGCUGACCGUGUCCCCGGAGCUUGCGGGCGAAUUCUGGGAUGUCAUGAUUCAUCUCCUUAGGGAAUGCGGGCUAGCCGGGCAGUCUUGGGUAUCGACGACGCUCAAGGAGUUGGCACGCAUUUCUGAGCGAGUGGUCUCGCAGUCCAGUGGUGAAGAUCUGCGAAUGGUGCGGAGCGUCUGCUCGCCCAAGGUCAUUGCCCCAUUGGUCUCGCACAUCGCCGCAGGCACUGUGCUGUCAGACUCUGAUGUUGCCAAAGAGAUGUCCCACGCCCUGGCCGAAGUGCCUGACUCGCUGCUGUCCUUGCUGAUCCUGCUUCCGGAGAAAGAGCAGAUAAAGCUGCUGUCCGGGACGCUGAAGGAUUUACUCCACAUCGGGGUGGAAGAGGUUGACGAACGAUUCAGGCCAGGUCACAACAAACGCACCAACGAUGCUAUCAAGACGUGGGUUGGGCGUUGCAUCCUGAUCUUCUUCUCGGCAGCGCUUCUGACCGACAUGGAAAGGCAGUACCCGAAGGACUGUCCUGUCGAGCAGAUGUCAGAUGGAUCUAGUGCCCCGGGCCCUCUUCCAAUACUUGUUCCCGGUGCGCAGCAAGUCAAGCUGACAUGCGUCAGAAAGAAGGCCAUGACCGUCGACAUCUUGAUCAGCAAGGAAAGUGCCGAGGCAUCCGUUGACCCCACGAAUCAGGCGAACUUUGUCAUCCCGACCAAAAACCUGCCAUACAGUGUGCAGAUUCCCUUCGAGACGGAAUUCGCUGUUAUCAGCCCUGGCCGUGCAUGGUGUUGUUUUGACAAGUCCUUGAGCCGCGGCGAGAACAGAGAGGAGUUCAAGAUUCGCAUUGAGCCACAGUUCAUGUUCGCGUCCAUCAAGCGCCAAGCAGUGGAAGACUUCUUCUCGGGUGGACACUUCAGGAAGCUCAUCGACACGUUGCUGCCUUCUCCACCGGACGAUCCUCACAGCAUACGCGGUGUUCCGCUGGGGGUGGUGCAGGCCGUAAAUUGGUCCUUCGGCGUGCCUCGGCCGGCUGGGCCAGAUGCAGCUGCCUUCGGAUGCCCUAGGUAUGUUGCUUGCGUUGGCUUGGCUAAGGAGAACACCAUCUACACUUUCGCUCGUGAUGCAAUUCUCGGUGGCAGGAACGAGUGGAAGAACUUGCCACUCCUGCUUGACAUGAUGAGAAGCCGGCUAGAACCGCACUGGGUGUCAACAAUGUCCAAAGUGCUGGCCGCAAUCAUCAACAGGAAGCCCGAGAGCGUCAAGUCCCCCUUCGAGUCGCUGAUCAUGUACCUGGAGCUGGCUAUGAAAAGGAGAUCUCCUGAUUCGCUGGACUAUCGCGUCCUCACGCCACUGGUCAGUGUUUACGCAGACUUCCUGGAGGCCGGGUGGAGCCCGACUUACGAGGAAAUGGAGGUUCGGCCCAAGUACGGAGCCACCAGACUGAGAGAUCCGCAAAAUGCAGGAGCCAAGAAUUCUGACCUCUGCCUUUUCGCGCUGCUGUUGGUCAACUCCUCGGACCCCUUGAUGCGUGCAGCAUGCAUCAGGGCCAUCCGCGUGAUAGGUGGUCGAACUGCUCGAAAACAACCGAUCCUCCACAUCACUCGUUUCGUCAACAUCUGCAUGCUGCCACCAGAUCCGAAGACGCAAAAGCCAUAUCAAGGUCUUCCACCACAGGGCCUAUCCAUAGCUCUACCAAGGAAGUCCUUUCAUCUGGCUCCAUUUGCAUAUUCAAUGUGGCUGUACCUGCAAGAUGAAGUGGCCCGAAGUGAAUCAGGCAGCAGGAUUUUCCACAUAAUGAGCCACGCCACGCCCGCCAGCACAGUGCCGCAAAUUCAGCUCUUUCUCGCUCCAGGUCCCGGCAAGGACUACAACAAUUGCCGAUUCGAGGUCCGUCUCGGAAACAGUCACUUCGUGCCUGACGAGGGCACGGGAGGCCUCAAGAGGCAUGCCUGGGUGCACGUUUGUUUAGUGCUGGGUCGGCGCAACAUCAUCCUUUACAUCAACGCAGAGGUGGUGAUGCAGAAGGAGACCUCAGGAAUGCAGCAAUUCUCCAACCUUCGCGGUCCGCAGCGGGGCACGUGCUAUGUUGGGAUACCGCCUCCUGAUCUCGUCCCCUACCACGCGAUGAACUGGUUCUUUCCUGGGUAUAUUUUUGAGCUGGCCUAUCACGAUGAAGGGCUCAGCGCUUCCCAAGUUGAAGUCCUUCACGCCGGAGGACGUCGCUCGCUUCCUCUGCAUCUAUCCAGCUUCGAAUCUGCUGAAGACACGGAGUCCUGCUGCAUCUAUCCUUACAUCAAAUGGAAGCCCACCCCGUUGCAUUGGUUGGUCACCAGCGACAUCUGGGAGAAACUUGAAGGGCCAAUCCUGACCUUGCUGGCCUCGAAGGACCAUCUGAUGAAUGAGACAGAAGUUGAUGAGUUUCAGCUGGAAGCAGUGCGUGCCCUGCGCAGUGCAGCAAGCCACUUGCUGGCGGCCUGCUUCGACCUGGAUGAAGUUUGCAGCCGACGGCUUCGACAGUGGGCAGUGAACUUUGCACAGGUGAAGCUGCAGGUGCCGCCGGUCAUCAAACUGCACUUGAACGACGAAUCCUUUUCCUUCGAGUUUAAGCUGCGAUUUCGACAGUACAGCAACUUGGAGGAGGGAGCCAAAGUCCAGACCAUUAUGGCAAACGUCAAUGAGAAGCGAGCCAUGGCAUCAAGUCAAGCCGAUGCUAGAGAUCAGUUCAGAAUAUGCAUCGAGAGCUUGCCGAGCACCACGAACGAUCCAGAGAAGGAAGGCAUGUAUACUGGCUCUGACUCGAAGAACUGCUGGUUCCUCACCUUUGUGUACUUUCAAAACGUUACACAACUGAAGUUGCCGCCACAGACUGGCCCUGACGGUUGGCUUCACUGCACCAUUGGUUACGUGGAUGGGAAAACGGAGCUCGCUGCUGCCUGGGACGGCGAGGAGCCACGGAUCACCAUCGAGAGCUACACCAAGGACAUGUUUCGGACAGAGGCGUAUCUGGGAUGCGAGGUGCAGAUCACAGGAAGUGUGCAGAAGAUUUGCAACCAGCUUCUUUGCGACCUUGCCUACGUUCGGGUUUGGGACAACUACGAGCCUGCAGACAAGCUCAACAAGGAGUUUGCUGACGCUGGGGCACCCAAUGCGAUGCUAGUGGCCGGUAACCAAGCGGUCUUUGUCUGCCUGAUGCCCAUCAUUCACGAGGACCGCGGGUAUAUAUUGGAUGCUGUGCCCAUGUCGGCGGAUGUUGGACCAACAGUGACAACAACUGCGGCCGCCCAAAAAUCAGGACCGAACACAAAGGUCUUUCCAUCCGUUCGAUCUCGAUACAAUGUGUCCAUGCAAUGGCCAGGAUGUCUCUUCUGCUCGCUGGACUACGUGCCGAUCUUUACGGCACCUCGUGCGAUAUCCGAUGGGCUUGUGCUGCAGGAUGGGCUGUUGCCUCACAGCUGUGCAGUUCUGCGGGCAAACGCUUCUGCCGGGAUGGCGUUGCCGGUUGGAACGGGCAGUUGGCCGUGCACGCAGCCAUGCCUAUCAGAGCGCGGCGCUUACCAGUUUCAGUGGCUGAUCCAUCAUCCUUCUUCCAUCAAUGGCUCGAUCAAGAAAGAGCAGUGUGCCGUAGGCUUGCUAUUGCAGAACGACUUCUCAGAGCUGUACCGUGCGAGCUGUGCGACCCUGGAUGUCACACUCGACACGAAGAUGGCACAGCAAACACCUGACAAGCGACUGAACGACUUGGACGAGGCCAAGGAGGCGAUUAAGAUCAGCUUGACUCGGCGAGGCUGCAUCCUAAGAAUGCAGCUGCUUUUUGCGGACUCUGCUCUGUGGAUCUCUGUGUUCGUGAACGACAGGCUCAUCGAUGCCCAAAGCCUUGUCCUCCCACCGCAGUCCAUUCUCGUUCCAUUUGUGCACAUGGGCUUGCGGGGUGCUUACAAGGGCAAGGAUUUGUGGCAAUUUGCUUAUUCAUGCCCAGAUGUCAUGAGUAAGGGCUGGCCAGAUGUUUCAGAGCGGCUUAGCCUGCUGCCAAUCUCCCACGUGACGUGGCCCAGCUUCGAGCACGGAGUCACACCUCCGGCAGUGUCAACCUCCAACUCGAUUUAUGCAGCACUGGGCCAAGAUGCAGCCUACUGCAACUUUCGGGACUUUGAAGCAGACGUGUUGCCCAAUCCAAACAACGAUGUGGUGCUCGAACGCAUCAACAUCCCCUUGCUGGAUCCGCGGGCCGAGAAGACUCGCGCACUUCUGGAAGCAAUCCUGGAGGGGGCCUUGCGAGACAAAGACCGAGGAGAAGUCCGUUUCCCAGAAGACAUGCUGCUGCUUGCGGCGAUGUGCUCAUCCGAGCAGAUAUGGAGGUUUGUGGCACGCAAGCGCAAGGAGUCGGAACUUUAUCUUGCAAUGGAGAGCCUACUCAGCAGUCAAGCGACGUUCAUGGGACUUGCAGAAGCAACAAAGCGGAAACGCUAUGCAUUGCUGGCUUUGGGGAUCUUGCUGCGCUUUCCUCAUUCCUAUGAGGCCCUGUUCGAGAUGGGCUUUUUGCAAGUGAUGGCCAGAUUUCUGUCGAGUGGCCUACCGUCAGUUCAUGAUGAAGCUUCAGACACGAGCGGGCUCACCGCACGUCUCAGCACACGAGCACUGCGUGUGGAUUCCUGGAAGAAUCGGCUGCAGGCAGCCAGGAACAUGUACUCCCUGCUUGGUACUACAUCGCAUCUUCUCCCUCCUGUGGAAGCUCCAACAUAUGUCGACACCUUCAGCGAGAUGCGCUCCGUGGUGGGGACCAGUACACAAGAGCGUUCCGAAGUCAGCUACGUGUUGCAGGAAUGCCAGGACGCAACAGCCGCCGACCUGGGCAAGUUCACAGACGCACUCCGAACCUACUCGGCUGGGACUGCAGGCUUGCGUUCACCAGGAUCUCCUGACAAUGCAUCGGUCAUCCUGAGCGUCCUGAACACAUUGACCCAUAUGAUUGGACGUGAUGAGUAUCCUACACGCGCCGCUGAGAGUGAGCACCAGGCUCAGCGGUUGAAAAUGCAUGCAUCCAGCAACAUCUACGAGUGUUGCAUUCCAGAUGCAUCAAACAUCGUGAUUACAUUCGACAACAUUCCAAUUGGGAAUGGUUCCGUCGAGAUUCUCGAAGGCGGCACUCGACGAGGCAUGUGGUCUCGCUUUUCAGAUGAUGCCGAAGUCUUCAAGCAAGAGCCCAAGUAUGCUGCAAUUGAGAUCGGCUGUGGCAUCCACCGAAGGGUGGUGCAAUGCUCGCAGCUCACUCAAGGAUGUUUGCUGUGCAUGAAAGAUGCGAUCUCGUGUUGGGGGGUCGUGUCCCAGCAUGAGGACACUUUCCAGUGGCGAUUCAAGUACGAGUCUGAGGAGAUCCUGAAUUCCGUGCAGGAUCAUGAGGACUCAGUGGAUCGCGAGAAUCGGGGGUAUCGAUUCGUGGUUCGACCUGUGUGGGACACGGACGAUGCCCAGACGAUUUUCGACCGACGCCAGCUCAUUCUGGACAAGCCAGGUUUCGUGAAGCUGCUCACCAGCUUGCAUUCGCAGGCCAAGGGCCUCGGUGCCGGUGGCGAGAAGGUGCAAAACGAGGUGGAUUUGAAAGUCGUGAUGCUGCUAUCCUUCCUUGCACAGCGAGGUACGAAGCCUCCGCAUCCAGCCAUGACCACCGAAGACCCCGUCGUGGAGAAGAUUAUUUUCCAGUGCAAGGACGAUUCGACGGUUGGUGCGGCAAUGUCGAGUGAGCAGGCAUCAACACACGUGGCUGGCAAAGAUCUAUUUCUGUACUCGCGGCGCGGAAAGACUUGCGAGACUGGGCAGGGCCGCAGUUGGGGCGCGGGCCUUGCGAGCUGCGCGUUGGUCCUGGCUUCCAGUUCCUUGAAGCAUUCUCGUUGCAAAUGCACGUCUCGACAGUUUGUGAGAAAGGAGACAGUGAAAGCUGCAAAAGGCUAUAUUCGAGUCAUUGAGAAAUUCCCCCCUCCAUGGUACCAAGCUCUGGAGGCAACGCUGAUCGGGAUUUGUGUGGCCUGCGUCUGCUUCGGUGAGACAAAUCCCGGUCAAGCACGCUUCGUGGAGUCGGAGCCCUGGUUCGGCUACAGCUCUGGCGGACUUUCCGUCGAGGACGUAAUAAAUUUGGUGUUCUGCUCUGAGCUUCUAGUGCGUGCUUGGGCUAACGACUUUCAAGCAAGCUGGUUUUUUCGUGGAAGCUCCAUAACAGACCUCGUCUCCUGUUUGCCUGUCCUUGACCGGGCCUUUGCAUUGACGCCUUCAUCGGAUCUUAGCUUGGAGCUGACUCUUUUGCGCUCCAUUCGCUUUGUCCGCAUCUUCCGGCUUUUGAAGUCAACAGCGAUUAUCGAGGACCGGCAAGGGCGGCGAGUCAGCAGUUUGGGUUUGUCGGUGGUGCGGAUCCUGGUCUCGGCCAUUGGAACGCUGUCGAUCUCGGCCGGCCUGCUGUGGAGGGUGGAGGGUCGAAAUGGCAUGAAUCCUUCGCUCAACUCCUUCGGUGAUGCCUGCUUCUACAUGCUGAAUGUUUUCACCUCUCAGGGCGCACCAUUUCCAGUUGCCAGUACGGAGGGCAGGUUUGUGACAAGCGUGGCUAUUGUCAUCGGCUUGCUAUCUUUACCGGUUCAAGUUUCAGAGCUGUUUGCAGUGCUGCGAAGCUGGAAGGCUGAAGAAGAACGGGAGGAUCGGGAAGGGGGGACGCUAGGAGAUGAUCUGCUUGAGGAAGCUCGAGAUGUACCUCAAGCCUCGUCAGUUCUGCAGCCGGUGCAACGCGAUCUUCCAACAUCCGACAAAAUCGGUGCUAGCUCAUCCGCUUUUCUUGAAAUAUCGAUCAGAGAUUUCUGCCAAGAAGCUGGACUUGGUGUGGAGGCGCUUGAGCCAAAGGUGGCGGAGUCGGAUUUGAUUGACUUCUUUACCGUGCUUGAGGAUCCUGCAACGGCAGGUCAUAUUGCAUCAGACCCAUGCGUUCGCAUCAAGCUGGCCGCUGCCCUGAUCAGAAGGAAGCGGCUUUACAAGGGGAUUAUGUUCCAGCUCCUGGAGUCCCGGCCAAACAUUGAGCGACAGUGCGGAGUUGGAGGGAAAAGGCGAGAGCUCUUGGACCGGCAGCACAUCUCGGUUGCUCGAUUCUACCACGGAAUCUCAUCAAGUGAAGAAGGGCGUCAGCACUUCGCUUACCACCAGGAGGCCAUCAUGAAGAUCGUGGACAUUGCGAACAACAACACGCAGGGUGCCUCCAAGCCCGACUGCCAGCCAGCCUCGCAUCAAGCUCUGUGCUACGAUGGUAAUUACAUCAUCCGCUGCCUGACCAACUUCUCCAACAAGCCGUCAAAGUGGGCCUUGACAACUUCUCUCAACCUGCUGCGACCAAAGCAGCAUGCUGCCGGCUGGAUGUGUGAAUUCGCUCGUGGGGAGGUCGUAUGGAGCCUUUCGCUUCAUGUCUUCCUGAUGGACGAACACCAAGCAGAUAUGCCUGCCAUUGUGUUCUACAAGGGUACAUCGCCAUCAGAGGUUCAGCUUGCUGUCGGGGUGGGCCAUGCCACGACCGUUUCGACAGAAACAAAGGUAAUUCCGGGCUGCCAUCCAAUCAUCGUGAGGUACACGCAUGAUGGUCGUUUGAAGACGCUGACAAUCCCGAGCAAGUUCGUGGAAAUCUAUCGCUGGGCCCACCUGGUGCGACUCUUGUGCAGUGUCAACAUGGCUGUGGUCAUGAACGGUGAGCUCAUCUACACUCACACUCUUCCAUGCGAGCUGAUGGUGAACUUCCAACCGGGGCAUCAGGACACCUUUCUUGGCGCCCCUCCGUGGGAGUAUGGCAGGUCAACCACUGCAUCGGCCUGGGUCUACCAGCUCAUGUUGGUGGGUGGCAGAGCCAUGGAGCCACAGCAUGCAAAAGAGGUACAGGCUCAGGAUGAGCUGAAGGCUUGGCAAGACAAUGGAACCGACAUGCAGCAUUUCGACUACAGCCGCAUCGGCCUCACUGGAUCGGACGAUCUUCCGGACCCAGUGCACUUGCCUGGCUUGCCCGUGCAAAUCUUUGAUGCCCGGUUGAAGGUGGCAUCCGAGGAGGGUAUAGAAGUGCUCUGCGACCUGCUGAAGGAUCCGCUCGAGGCGCAGAAGCAAGCCGCAGGCCAAGCCCUUCGAAAUUUGGCAGAUCCUGCCGUUGUGACCAACAUGCGAAAGGUUGUAAGCGUUCUGCUGCGGAAAUCUAUAGACCCGGAUACUGGGGCGGACGCCAAGAAGAUGGACAACGUCUGCAGCGUCAUGUUGGAGGCUCGGGAGGCGGCCACCUUUGAGGCCGUGGCCGAGUUGGCAACAAACCUCCUCACGUGGACUCCGCCUCCGGGCGAGGAGGGAAUUGAUCGAGAGGCACGCUUGGAGCUGAUCAAACACAUUGUCAAGCAGCACUCGGAUUCUGCAAUCACGGAGGCUCGUGCCCCCAUUGUGGUGCAUCAGCUGCUCAUGCUGAUCCACUUCCAAGAGAACGUUCAGUGCUUGGCGGAUCCGUCCGUCGGAGCGAUGAGCACUUUCUUCCGUUUUUUGACGUCCAACUUCACGACAGUCAUCCGCACUCAGGAUCUGCUGAUCAAAUUGCUGGCGGGGCCAUCCCUCGAAUUACGUCAACACUGGGCCGAGGAAAUUUGCCAGGGCGAGAAGUUUCAGCGGUUUAUGCAGCAGAUCAUCAGACGAAAAGAUGAUCGCCGAAUCAGCGGACAGUACCGUGUACUUAUGAACUUUGUGCUGCAGCAAUGCAAUCAGCGACGUCUUAUGUCUACGCUCUGUGCCAUCCGUGACGAUGACCUUUCAGUGGAUGAGCAAGUCUUGGUGGCUCAGGUGCUCUACAGCUGCCUUUCCAAUGUCCAGCCUUCAGUGGCCACAAAGCCCAUCCAAGCCCCGGACACACUUCGAAAGGCUCGAGCCAGCGAAACAGGUCUCGGCCAAAUCAUGAAGCUCCGGGUGCCCGGAGCGCCCGGGCUGACCAUUAAAGCGGUGCCGCAGGUUGGCCGUCAGGUUGGCUCGGGGGAAACCCGCCUGAUCGAUUGGCAGGAGGAGCCAAGAGUCGAGGACCCCAACGAGAUAAUUGUUUGGCUGGCAAAAACCGAAUCUGCACUGCAACAGCCGGUGCACAAGCGCGAGGAAUGCAGAAGGAUUUUGGCUCACACCAGGCCUUUGAAGAUGGAGUUGGCAGAAUCAGAAGCUCAGAAGGCUGAAGACAAGGCGCAUUUCAAGGAGCGCUACAAGAACGGCACGACCGAGUCCAUGGAGGUAUUUCAGUUGGACUUUCAAGAUACAAUCUACUACCAGCUGCAGUUUAUGAGCGGCAAAAGGCUUGAUCCCUUCUUGGAAAAGGAUGACAUCGAAAUGGUAUCUGACGAACCUCCGAAAGUUGUGAUACAGGGCUUGACGCAGGGCAUGGUCUCCCAAGAUACCUCCAACGACAAGAGCAAAGGCAAUACUUCCUUCGCUUUUGAGAAGAGCGCAGGCAGGAACGAAAGCAUCAUUGAGUACAUCCUGCGCUUGGUGGAAUCGAUCGAAUCACGCCUCAGGAGAGAGCUCGAAAGUGAUAAAGACCAGGUUGAUCAAGACCAGGAAGACGAGAAGCAAGACGACUCCGGCAACGCCGCAAAAGAAGAUCCAACUGGCAUUGUCAGGUUCAUGAGCAGCUUGCUGAAGUGGACCCGUGUGGCAAAAGCAACAGCGAGAAACUUGGACAGCUUGGGCGAUGGGCAAGUUGCAGCGGGUGGCCAGGACAUUGAUGCGGCGGCAACCAAAAACGAUGCAGAUCAAACAAACGUGAUCGCCAGCAUGAGCUACGUCCGAUUGAACAGCCAGCUGCGACCUAUCCAAAGAAUCUUGGCACUUGCUGUGCUUGCGGUUGCUACGAAGCAGCCACAUAAGUUCAGCGAAAGCUUGGCGCGGAUUUUGACUUUGGUUGACAGCUUGGAUCCGACGGUGGCACAGUCCAUGUGCGAUGCAGUGCUGCAGCUUCUGAACAUACCCAGAAACCUGGCGAGAUUCACCCGUGCAAAUGUGGAGAAGGUGCUUUCGUCUAUGACACAAGCCUUCUAUGUGCCGGAGAAAGCAGAGGCAUCCCUUCUAUCCUUCUGCAACAUCCUCACGAAGUGGCUGAAGCCAGAAGCGAAGGACAUCGCGGAAAGCAAGGAGCCGGCGUCAAGCAGGAUCAUCAGCCCCCUGCUGUCCAUCCUCCAGAAACCCGAGACAUCGCAAGAGCAACGAGCCUUCAUCUUCAACAUCAUCCGGCAAGGGAUCCGCUACGAGAUCGUUUCGGCCGUCUCUUUUACUUCCUCCUCAACACAGAAGAGCACAAAGAGUAAGGGCUCCGGUGCCCAGCAACUGCUCCAGGUUCUCAGACCUUUGGAGAAAUCUGUGGACAGACUCAGCGAGCUCGAGAACUUUCACGACUUGUUCCGUGAUCUCUCUGUUGCAUUCAGCUCUGCCUCCGUGCUGAAGAAGGUGUGCCUGGUGUCUCAUCCUGAAGGGCACGCAAUGCUUAUCGUGGAGGAUGUGGUUCCGAAGCUUAUGCGGGUCAUUGGAGAGAUCAAAGACUUUCUUCCUCGCUUCAAGGAUGCAACGGCCUUCAAGCUGGACACACCGUCUGUGUGCAUUGAUCCACAAACUCGCAAAGUGAUUGCAAACAAAUACCUCUUGCUGCCUUAUGUGUUCAACACGCGGCUUUUUCGCGAACUUUGCGGUGCCAUUUCUAACGUUGGCCAGUGCCUCUCGAAUCUUCAGUCUGAUCUCCUCGAGAACACAAACUGCGUGCCCAUCCUGCAGCUCUUGGCAUAUGAUCUCGGCGAUGGGCUACGCGACCUGUACAACAUGCUGAAAGAUGUUGAGGUGGACACUGGGACGCGCAACAUGUCGCUACUGGAUCACGUGGACACAGAUGUCACAAAUUUGAUCGAUGCCAUGGCCCAUAUUGUGCAUACUUGCAACCGGAAAAUGCACGCCCGCGUCGUCGAAGUCAUGUACACCCUCUUGCACUCCUGGGGGCCGCAGAUGCCAAGAAUGGAGUGCAAGAAGCAGGACGUCCUCAAGGCCAGCCAUGACUAUCGGAUCGUAAGCCACAUCCUGACCAAGAGUAGUGACGAGGGCAAUCGAUCCCAGAAAGAGACGCAGACUGUGUUCCGGGACUCCAGAAGCGAAAGGUCCUUCACUUUUUCGCUCUGGGCAAAGACUGACAAGGACGUCAAGGUGGACUUGAAGAUCGAAUGGGACUGCUUCUCAACGUCCAUGAGCCAUGCGGAGUUGGCGCGGGUGGUUAAGAGUGGAGAGGACAAGCUUCCCAUAGAGGCGUCCUUCAAGCUGCUCAGGCGUCAAGGUGAAAUGGCCUUCUAUGCCCGCUACCGCGAAGAGCGCAGCACAGAAAACUACAAAUAUCGAACGGUCCGGACAUGGGACUGGCGUGACAAAAACGAUCAGACAAUCAAAAAUAUCUUGAACCACAAGGGGUGGGCGUACUUUGCCUUCGUCGUCACCAUCAAUGAGCACAAGAUCAGGGGAGACCUUAAGAAGUCUCAAGAUCCGACCAUCCGUCUCCAAAUGAAGCAUGGAGACACAAGAGCCACAGCUGACUUGCAGAUUCUGUAUUGCAUCAAGCAGACGAAGCCUUUGCAAACAAGCCGCCUGGAAAUGACAAAGGCAGAUGAGCAAUACGAAGUGGUGUCUGAGCGCGGCGACGACGAGUAUUCUCAGGCCGCAGGCUCCACGGCUGGCACAACGGUCAUCGGCAACCUCAAUGCUUCUGAGGGAACCACGGCUUUGACGAUGAAGUCGAUGAACAUGACGACGUCCGGAGACAUGGACGCUUCUGGGGCCUCGCCGACCACGAACCUGCAGGACGCUGGCAAAAGUUUCAUGGGCAGAAGUGAAGGCAAAAGCUCCUUCUUCGGUUCUGAGACCUCUGGUGGCAGAUCGACGAGAACGGAUCUCCCAGCAAGCAAGUCCAGCAACAAGGCCAAGUGGCUGAAUCCUUUCAAUGAAGGACCUUUUGAAAAAGCGCAGCUAGAGAACUUCAUGGCCGUGAUGCUGCCCUUCGCAGUUCAUCCAGGAGCUGUCCACGGCCUGUUGCAGAUUGCCCCAUCUGAUUAUUCACCGGAGCAGCGGGCACAGGUUAUGAGCUCCAUCACCAUGCCGGAUGUCUUUCUGCAGCACAACCUGGUGCCAUUGCUGGUGCCAAUGUGCAGCGGCCACGCAAGUGAGCAACUCACCCGCUGGUCAUGCAACACACUGUACCUGAUGCUGAUGGCCUUCGUCCGUCCAGUCCCUGCUGGCCUUGCUGAAGAGAUAGAUGCUGCUAAAGCUCACAGGAAUUUUGAUGGUGUGCUGCAGCAGUUCUUGCAAACGUGCCACCUGGGUGACCCUUUGCUCAAUCUUGGCGGAGUGCGAGUGUUAAUGGACGUCUUCUGGAAGCUGUUCACUCGGCGUAAGCGCUUCAUGGACACGCCGACGUACAUGAAGUCCCUGGACUCGGAAGUUUCCACAAAGAUGGCGGCAGACAAUUUCUAUCACGUCCCCUUUAUGGAGAGCGUGGUGAGGGUGCUGACUAGUCUGUGCAUCGGCAAGGACAGUCGGGCCGUGCAGGUGACGCAAGAUCUCAUCGCCAAGGAGCUCCUGGUAACCAACGAGGCCGCGGCAUGUCGUCGCCGUCCCGAGCCCGAGUGCUACGAGAACGCAUGGGCCGAGCAGCCGUUUACGGCUGAUAGCUCGCGCGCUGGGGAGAAAGGCGACCAGGGCGAAAAGAAGACGUUGCAGCAGUUCUUCGAGGAGAAAGAUCGGUUUGUUUUAUUGACAGUUGGCACUCUUGUCUUGUUUGACCCGCAUGAUCCAGACAUCGAAGCAGCGGAGGGCGUGAAAAUUCCAAGAGUAUUGUGGAAUCAGAGCCGUGCUCAGCCACCGCGGUACGCUUGCGGCCAGCAUAGUGACGAUGUGACUCAGCAUGUGGGAGAUAACGUCUCUCUCGAACGCUCUUUCUAUUUUGCUUUGGUGAAUCUACUGGCUCAUCUUUGUGCUGACCGCAACACUGCCAACUCCGCACUGCUUUCACGACAUAUUCCAGACUCGGUCGUCAAAGCUCAACUGGUGCAGCAGGAAACUUUGAUGAACGCCGGCCUCCGAUUUGUACCACCCGGUGGGGAGCUGCUUCAGAGUGCUUUGGCUGACCCGAGUGUAGAAGCACGUGAUCUUGGUGACAUCAGCGACCUCGCAGGCCUUUGUGCUCAUACGUUCCUUCUGCUCUACGGAUUUUUGGGCCAACCGCCUUUCUCCGACGAGGAGCAUCGGAGCACUAUCAUAAAGUCAGUGUACCUUGAUGGCCGUCGGGCCGACGAUGACGACACGGUCUACGACGAAGCCGGAUCCAAUCUGGUUCUGGCUAGCCAAUCCCUUCAGUCCCUCUGCCACAUGUGCUCGUGGCAGCUUGCUUCGCUUGCCGACCUGUGUGAGAACAUGUGCAUCUUCAACAACAAGCCUAUGCCCAAACCACCUGUUGCUUUUACAGAUGCCAUGAGUACCCUCAUCAGUGCACUUAGCAAGAUGUUGAGCAAACUCAUCGGCUUGGGAUAUUUUGAGCGCUUCCGGAUGCAUCACAGCAACGCCGGGGAUCUGACGAAAGAUUUCGCCAACAUCUACAAGAUAGAUCACCUGGUUAGCAUCUUCACGCUUAUGCACAGGUUGCAAAGGACCCACCGCAGUGUCACCACGACACCCUUUGUUGCAGGCCUUGCAGAUGUUUGUCGGGUCAUAAACCAGUGCUGUGCUUUGUCUGUGAACGAAAACAUCCUGCAAUUCAUGUCUGGGUUUCUUGAGUUCCUGCCUCCAUCGGUUCGCAGAAAAGUUGGAGCAAGCGGUGUGCCCAUGAAUGAACGCGCGCCGGCGAAAAGCAUCACAGGCUUCGAAAUCGAAGAAUGCGAGAGCGUGGAGAAGGUGUUAGCAGACCUCGGAAAACCUUCUCUGCCAUGGGAGGCGGAGCACGUUGGAGUGUCAGAUGCCACACGGAAUCUGGCAGAGUUCGUCACGGUUUUGCUGGACUUCGUUUCGUUGCCUGACGCACGCCUUGCCAUCCAGGCAGUCCGCUUGCUUGCCCGAUUAUGUCGCCGACGGAAGGAUUUCCUCGAAGCCAUAGACAGACUGGAGCUGCUUGAUAUGGACGACGCCGAGAAGUUCAACUCAUUGGAAACAUGGGUGAAAGAAGCCGAUCGAGUGAUUGAUAAGAUCAACCAGCUUGAGAAAAACAUGCAUGAAGAGCAAAGCUUCGCUGACCGGGAGGGAUUGGAGCACUACUCCCAGCAGUUUGAAGCAAAUGAUUGGAACGAAGACGAUCUGCAGAGUGAGCAUGUUGAUCUCAAGGACAAAGCCGAUCGUCUGGUUGAGUAUGCGGAUAAGAAGCAAUUGCGUCAGCAAGUUGUUCGAAUGGCAGCAGCAAAUCUCCAAGGGGAUGCUCGCAUACUGAACUUUGAUUUUGAGGUGAAAAGCCUGCCAAAGCGGGAGUCUGCAACACCUGGUGAGGAUGACGAUGACGAGAAUCGGCCCUGUCCGCUCUUCGUGGGUGUUUUGAGUGCUGGCUGGCUGCCCCCGAAAGAGGAGGCGGACGUGAAGAUGAACCGCUUCAAGCCACCAAGCGAAUUCUUCGGCUGCGACGAACUUGGCCAGCUUUACAUUCGCGGUCAGGCCAUAGACGACACCUUUGGAGGCUUCUUCCAAGGGAGCUGUGUUGGUAUAGAGCUGGACUACACGGGUGUUAACCCGAAGCUCUUCAUCUAUGUCGACGGCUACAGAACCGCCUGCAUUGACAGAGAGGUGGAGGAAGGCUCUGUGCCCUGCGUCGUGUUGGGUUCCUUGCAGCAGAUCGUAAAGCUGAACCAAGGACGACCUCGCCGUGGAAAGGGCCUUCUGAUCUCACCGAAAGAUACGAAGAUUGAUGAGAACUCACUAGUGGUGGACAUCAGUUAUGAUGUUUUGGGGGACAAGUACUGCAUCAAGAGCCCUGGGGAGGAAGAGCCGACGAUGAUCUACAGUGGCUGGAACUCGUGCUUCUGCACAAGCGCUUUGGACUUCCGAACUGAGUACCUCUCCAAGCUCAAAGCAUUCAAACUGCCCAUCCAUCCCAAGAAGUCCUCCACAUGGUGCGUCAACGUUUCUCUCACCCAAGCCUUCAUCGAGUCGGCUCAAUUCGUCCGUGGGGCCCAUGUUGCAUCCCAAAAGGCAUUCAAUUCCUUCUAUAGCAAUACAACCACGCACUUGCGACGAAUGGUCGGUACAAAAUGGAAUCCUGUGCUUCGUGAAGGGUCCGACAACGAACAAGUGGACACCGGACUUGUUGCCAUAGAAAUCCAUGAGGACAUGGUCUACGGCUCCACUCGUAUAUUCGUGUGCUUUAAUGAGGAGGACCCCUCACAACUGUCUCCGGAGCAAGAUUCGGAAAUCACGCUGCGACUGCGAUUGACGCAGCUGUACCCUGUCAGGGAGGAGAAAGCUCAACUAGCGAAACUCUUCCGGCACUUCACUUCGAUUUGCAAGCAGGGCGACGGGCAUUUGCUCAAGUACCAUCGUGUGGAGCUCCUUGCCUUGCGUGUUCUCAGCUUUCUCCGGAGUUCAGCUCCACUGCGAGAUUCCAUCAUGGCCGAGAAAACCUUCAGACGGAAAGACAGCGCUUUCGACGUUGCCGUCAAGUUCUUGCAGGCCUUCACAGAGCUACUCCCAAUGUAUCGAGAGAUAUUUCUCAGACCUGACGUGUUCAAGUUCCUGGUGAAAUCUCUAGCAUACGAGGACAUGGGUGUUUCUUCCUUGCUUGUGAACAUCUACAAGGACAAUCUGGAUGCAGUUCAAAAUGUUACACCAUCCUUUGUACGGGAGAUGAUGGACGUGCUCAAGGAGAAUCUCACAGCACGUCCUAUGGUCUCCUUGGAUGCGCUCACAGUGCUCAAUGCAGUCGUUAGCUUGGGCAAAGACAAUCUAGAUGCGCGGAACAAUGGCAACAUCAUCGCCAUGGAGUUCUUGAAAGAAAACACCGUGUUCCGACUGGAAAGCCCGUUCAUUGCUAUGGCUCGUGAUGGGUUUCUGAGCGCAAAGAUCAAUCUGAAAGACAACAGGGACAGAAUCAAGGAUUACUUGGAAGCGCUGGAGGCUCGCGCACAAAAGCGGCAGGUUCUUCUGCGAGAGGGCCAGAUGAGUGCUGCUGCCGCUGACGUUCCAGAGGUCGCUGCUGCUGCAGCAGGCAGUGCGCAAACAGUGGAGGAGGAUGAGCAGGUUGCAAUGGACAUGGACCCACUAGCUGAAGUGAACAAACUGGUCUUGGGAACGAACCGAAUGUUUCCAACAACUUUUGCUCUCUCGUCGAUCGAGCUUAUGUUGAAGUGCUCAGCAUUCGGAGCCAACAGGACCGUCUUGAGGCACUUCGCCAGGGAGGUCAUCAAGUGCCAAAGACCGGAGAUGGAAGAAGGAGGUAAUGAGGACGAUGACGAAGAUCAUGAGUCGCAGUAUGGUAUGGCUCGACAAAGAUUCUUCCGCCAUGUUGUGUACUGGUUGGCAUCAGACACCGAUCAGGAAAUUCCUCUUGUGGUCCAGGAUGCGUACUUGCGCAUGGUGUGUGUGCUGCUUCAGCCUCAUGAGAUCGAGGACAUGCUCCAUGACCGCUGGGACAGCAGGUCUCAGAGACUGCGCCUGGUUCCUGAGAAGCCCACGCACAUCGUCUUACUGCUGAUUCAAUGGUUCACGCAGUAUUUGAAGCGUUUCCCGGAAUUGCAUGUUUUCAGUCCUCGCAUCUCCCCGGUGGUUGAAGCCAUCGAUGCUCGAGUUACAUACGAUCUGUCUCCAUAUUUCAUCCGGGAUCACCUGCUGCUCCUGUUGCUGCAGACGCUGACGGCCUACAACGAGCAGAACACAUGGAAAAGAUGGUUCUCGAACAAGUUUUUGACGGCAGGACCACCACCUAAAGAAGUGAUGCUUGGGGGUCCAAAUGACCAACCGCCAGGCCCCGACAAGGUCCUUCAGGAUUUUGAUUACAUGGUUACGAAUGGAUGCUUCGAAGGGCAGCCACCGAAGCCGCUGGAACCCGGUCAGGAACCAGCCGUCGAGGAAGCAAACGACGAGGAGCAGGACGGCCCCGAUCUGCUGACUCAGUUGUUUGCCGUCCUCUUCGAUCAAAGGGACUGGUGCCACCGCGAAUGGUCUCUUGACGAAGAGGUGUGCGUGGUCAUUCAGCAGAUUAUGGAUUUGGGCCUCUGCGAUGCCGAACAGCGCGAGCAAGCUAAAAUUUUGCUGCAACGAAUCGGGCCUGAGGAAGUGUCGGCGCUAGCUGACUCCAACUUGCCGCGUCCUUGGUGGCCCGACCAUGGCUCCAAGCAGGACAAAGCCGACGCUUUCGAAGAAGAGUACACCGCACCACAAGAGGAAUUGGAGAAUGUCGAUGCAGAGGCGAGGGGGAGCGACAAGUCCGACUUCCUGCAGAACUCAGGGCAGGCUGGAUCUGGAGUUGGAUUGGCAGGCAACAAGCAAGAUGAGUUCGAAGAGCUUUGGCAGGUCACCGCAACGCGUGUUGGCCGUCAUCUGAAGAUUUCAGAGCAGGACCGAGAGAUGCACUCUCGCCAUGCACAGCCCUUCAAAGCAUUGGUGGGAACCGAUCAAGCCAAGUCCAGCGAGACGGACCCGGUCCUGCCUCGAGGAUUACGAAUGCCCAUGCACACCAAACACGUGAGAGAAGAGGAGGACCUCAAGGACUUUAUGUACGAGCUAGUCGAACUAGACGAUAGCAAGCUCGCUGCCAACCUGCGAGUUGACGUGAAUCUCUGGCGACGCCAGCAGCUUGUGCAUUCCAGUUUCGAACUAGUCGGCACAGAUGAGCGAACAUGGAAUGUGCAGCAAGAUUUGCGGGACAAGAUGAGCUCGUUGGGGAUGAAGCUCUUCUUUGAAGAGAACGUGCUCAUGGAGUUGAUGAUGGAGGUACAUGUGACCAUCGAAGCUAGGGACGUCAGGGCGGCGCUGCUGCGUACAUCCGGUGAUCCUUCAAAGCCCCAAGGGCCUCAAGGGGGCGACAAGGAAAUCGACAGGGACAUCACUAUGAAUCAGGUCUUCUUUGAAGUAGAGGUUAACAACUCUGAUGUGGUCUUCCUGGAGAACUUCUCGUACACUCUCGGACGAAAGAAGCUUGUUCUGCAACUCCUGGGAGCCAACACCGUGACUAUGCGGUCCCGAUGCCUGCUGAACACGCCCGGCAUAACCAUCACUGUGGCGAAUCCUCGACUCACAGCCUUGACGAGCCCGACAAGCUUUGAUGCGGAAGUGAUACAAAAGGUAGUGAAUGUGGGGAAGCAACAGCAUGCCGUUUCCAACGAGCCUGGAGUCGAGCUGCAGGACGAACAAGCGCUGGAGUCCCUCACCGACAAGAAGGGCCUAGCCCGUAAAGUCAUCCAUCACCUGAUGCCACGUUACAGGAACAUUCUGGUCGACAUCAUCGAAGAGCAGUGUUUUGGGCUGAGCGGCGGAACAUCAGGGCUCGACCGCGUCAGGCUCUCACGGAUUUUGGAGGCUGAGCAUCAAGAUGUUGUCGCAAUGGUAAACAGGGCAUGCAGCUAUGUAAUGCUCGAACAGCUUUUGACCAAGCUGGAUAUUGAACGUGGGGACUGGGAGCUGCAGGUUCAAACGACCUUCCCAAAUCUUAUGCCUGUGUUUGAAACCCUUAGCGAGUACGCUUUCGACGAGAUAAACGACUCCGAGGUGCCGCUGGUCCUUUGUCGUGAACCUGAGGAGGAGCGAAUGGAGACUUUGCGCUCAUGGAUCCUGCGUAUUUGUCAUGUCAUUCGGACUGUGGCAUUCACCAACCAAUCUCGCCUGAGUUUCGCGAAUGAUGGUGGACAGACCAGUGCGGGCGAGAUGGAGGAGGAGAACAUCUUCGAAAAGCUCUUCGAUGACACAGGGGAGAUGCUGCUGGCGCGGGCAUGCUGCGCUUCCUUGCUCAACAUACUACAGGAAAUCUUCACACGUCAAGACGACAUCGAGGAAAUCUGGGAGAGGUGGACACCAGCCCAGCAGACAAGUCAUCAGUUUCUGAAGUCGUUUGUUGUGGAGAAGGCAAUGUUCUUCUGUCCCUUCAGCGUUGCAACCGACAUGAAGAAAAAGGUUCGUCUGAGGCUGACACGCUUCUUCGAGGAUGCACAGGUUGAGCCUACAGACCCGCUGCGGUUGGUUCCAGAGAUGCUUUACCAUCCUGAUGUUUGGCUGCGCCUUGAAGCUCUCAAAUUGGGUUGCAAACUUCUGGAGGAUGCUGAUCUGAACCUCCAAGCGGCUUUCUGCAAGUUUGAUUCGCCACAGCUAAACCUUCAGAAGGCACUUGCCUACCAGUUCAGCAGCUUCCAUCAUCACGAGCAGCAUGGGGACGACGAGACCAGGGUCAUGGACGUCAUGCUCAGGAAGAUCCAGAAUUUAUGCGAAGGUCACAAUUCCAAGCUCCAGGCUUUCGUCGGUGAAGAUCUGUCGAUUGAGGACAAGGACUUUGCAACGCUUUUGGCGGAAUAUCUUCAGAGGAACGAAGACGACGAUGAUGACGAUCAAGAUCGCAGCAUGGAAGGGCCGACCAAUCUUGUUGAGUGGAUUUGCACGCUCGCUCGGCAAACCAUUGAGCAAAUGAAGUCCGACCAACAAUGGCAGGUGUCAAUGAGCGGAUCAGAGACAAAGUAUUCCAUGCUCAAGCAGCUGUUUGAUACAGCUGCUGAAAUUGUGCAAGGUCCUGACCGUGGAAAUCAAAAGUUGCUGCUGGAAAGUGAAAUCCUGUUGGACGUGAAUCAGCUCUGGAUCCGCCAACGCACAGAUGAGUUUACCUUCCGCGCACUGCUCCAAGACAACGAGGAUUUGUUCGAGUCCUUUAUGAAGCUGCUGCGUUCCAUGCGUAACUGUGAAAUCUCCGUCUUGAAGUUUCUUAUGUCUCUGCUCGAAGAAGAAGAGCUUGAUCCCGAAGAUCCCAACUACAGGCAGACUUCCGAGGAAGUCGUGGAACACAAGGGAUCCACAAUUCGACGCAUGGUGGAGGAACUGAGCCCCAAGAUUAUUUGCGACAAGGUCAUCACUCACUGGAACCUCUCGCCGGAGGUUCACGACCCUGCCAACAUGAUCAAGCCAGUUCAGGAUGCUGACGAAGUGGUGGAGAAUGACACAGCUGAGGCGGUCAUCCGAACAAAGGGUGAGAAGGAGUCCACAGACUACACUCUUGCGGAACAGGAGGAGCACUGCCUGGAGAUUUGCUUCCUUUGCUGGGCGCUCUUCGAAGGAAUCCAGCAGGCUCCAGAGUUUGGCAACAGGAGCUUCUUUGCAGGAACUUUGGACCACAAGAUGAAGAAUCCUGUUCUCCACACCCGCAACCAGUGGGCCACUUCGAAAACAAAGAUCUACGACACCUUCACGGAAGGCGUCAGCAAGAUGCAUCACAGCAAGUACCUUCACUUUCUCUUCGGCCGAGUUGAAAUCCAGCGAGGGCAGAGAUUGCAGAAAUUGUUCUUCCUUGUGCCAGCAGCUAUCCGAACGUUGAAGGGUCAAUCGCUAAUCAAGGAUUGGCAGGAAGGCUGCAUCAAUACCGUCGACCGAAGCGGUCCGGAAGCAAAGUUGCAGGAUUUCUCGGAGCAAGUUUGGGACGAGUACAUUGGCUUCGUGGAGCAUCAGUACAACCUUUCUCAGAAGCCCUUCCCACUGAAUGCAUCAGGAGAGGUGAUGGCUGCGGCCCGCAGCAUCAUUGUGCUGCUUACCAUCAUCAUAACAGGCAGUGUUGCUCUGGUCUAUGACGGCUCCUAUUCCAAAGAGCACCGCAUGGGAGAGUACGACGUGCACUAUGCCAAGGAUUGGUAUGUCUGGGUUCUGACUGGCUUGAGCACUGCGCAUUUCAUUUGCGCUGUGCUGCUGGUUCUCUUCCACGUUGUAGCAUAUUCACAGUGGAAAAUCGACACCGGCAUGGACCAGUGGAAGGAGGAGAAUCCACAUUCGCAUCACAGGCUCAACGGAAUCUUUGGCGCCAUACUGAUGCUGUGGUUCUUCCUCCAGGACUCUGGACUGGUGAACAAGCUGUUCUUGGCCGGUAUCUCCUUCUUGGGUCUGCACUUCGAUUUUUUGAUUUUCUCCGUCCACCUCAUGUACGUGUGCGCACAGGUCGAGACGCUCGGCAAGGUUUUCGAGGCUCUCUGGAUCACCAAGGAUCAGGUCGUAGGAACUGCUGUGCUGGGUUUCUGCGUCCAGUACUGUUUCUUGGUCCUCGGCUUCCUGACUUUCUCCAAGGGCUACGGCUUUGCGGACAUGGACACAUCUGAGUGCUCCUCGUUGAUGGAGUGCCUGCUCGCUCACCUGGACUAUGGAUUUCGUUCAGGGCCUGUCUGGUCUACAGCGGAGCUGACAUGGUGGAAGUUCGCCUUUGACUACUUGUACAAUCUCGUCGUAAUUCUGAUCUUGGCGGCCAUCAUUUCCGGCAUCAUCAUUGACACGUUUGCCAACAUGCGAGCUGAUCUGUCCGAGAAGAACGAUGAUCAGGAGAACAACUGCUUCAUCUGCGGCAUCAACCGAUCGCAGAUGGAACGGCAAAUGGUCAAGUUCGAGCACCAUGUCUUUCAGGAGCACUACAUGUGGAGUUAUGCUCGCUUCCUGAUGUAUCUCAAGCAGGCGAAGGAUUCAGACUUGAACGGUCCAGAGUCCUUUGUCAAGGCCAAGGUGACGAGACAGGACUACACCUUCUACCCAGUCAAUCGAGCUUUGACGCUGGAUUCCGAUGAUGCAGAGGACUACACGGAGCGACAGGUUCGCAUCAAGGAUUUGGAGGAGAUGCGCGGUUCUGUGCGUCAGUGCACAGAGACCUCUCAGCACAUCCUGCAACUGAAGCGAGAACUGAAGACGGUCAUGAAGGAAUCCAACGAGGCAGUUGCCGACAUGCAGAUGCGACUUCAGCUUUUGACCGGAGAUGUGCACAAGAAGGUUCAAGAAGCAAUGCUUCAAAAAGCUGCUCAGCAAGCUGCAGGAGACAAGUAA